Messenger RNA from Ixodes scapularis (black-legged tick), 1125 nucleotides. RefSeq lists its product as uncharacterized. Lineage: Eukaryota; Metazoa; Arthropoda; Arachnida; Ixodida; Ixodidae. The record is from RefSeq and is a predicted model, not a curated record. Gene Ontology annotation, molecular function: zinc ion binding; nucleic acid binding. The coding region runs from base 1 to 1125 and encodes 374 amino acids. The transcript has 3 exons.
AUGAGCGAAGAAGCCGGGACGCACUUCGCCGGUCGAAUGGGUUAUCUGGAACCGUUCGACGAGUCUUCCAGCGACUGGGCUUCUUACGACGAAAGGUUAACGUCGUUCCUGAUCGUCAACGGAGUUCCAGAGAGCGACAAAGUUCACGCCUUCCUCAGCAUCAUCAGUCCGAAGACCUACGCGCUACUGAAGUCCCUGACUGCUCCGGAGCUGCCUUCAACGAAGAGCUUCGAGUACCUCAAGAAGGCCCUCGGCGACCACCUGUCACCCAAGCCGUCCAUCAUCGACAGCAAGCUAACGUUCCAGAAAGCGGUGGAACGCGCCCAAGCCAUGGAAGCUGCGAAGCAAAGCGCGGCUGAGGCUCGCGUCGGCAACUCAAGCGUCACUGACGUGCACAAGGUGCAAGCAGGGAAUGAGAAGCAGAGGGACAGCUGCUAUCACUGCGGGUCGUCACGGCACCGCAGUCAAGAGUGCCCUCAUCGGCAGAGCGUAUGCCACAAGUGCGGCAAGAAAGGUCACAUCCAAAGGGUUUGCCGAAGCGGGACUGACGUAGGGGGCAAGAAACGUCCGCCAGGAGAAAGGCAGAUGUUUCUGCAGAGCUACCGCAACACGGCUCACGCCACAACGAACGAGUCACCCGCCAAUUUGUUUUUGGGACGACGUUUGCGCAGUCGCCUAGACGUUGUAAAGCCUUCUGUGGGGGAAAGGGUAGCCCGCAAACAGUUCAUGCAGACUGCAAGCCGGCGUGGGCACGAUCGUGACUUUGCCGUUGGUGAUCAUGUGCUCAUCCGUAACUACUGUGGCAAACCCAAGUGGGUGCCUGGAGUGAUUCUUGCGCAGCAUGGCCCUGUUUCCUACCAAGCACGCGCCACCACCCCCAGAGGCAGCUUCACCUGGCGUCGGCACAAGGACCAGCUGCUAAGAACUCCAAGCCUUGCCGACGAGGACGCUGACCAGGAAGGCACAGAGUUCCUGUUGGUUCAACCGAGCGACAACGCACCCCAACCAUCGUCCUCGUCACCUACUGGCGGAACUGUCCCAGCCGAAGCAGCACAAGCGCCUGCUGCCCGACGGUAUCCGGCAAGAACCCGGAAACCUCACGAAAGAUUUCAAGCCGGAUCUUAA